Molecule: messenger RNA, 1071 nt
Organism: Fusarium redolens
Lineage: Eukaryota; Fungi; Ascomycota; Sordariomycetes; Hypocreales; Nectriaceae
Product: chaperonin 10-like protein
Exons: 3
Coding region: 1-1071 (356 amino acids)
Biological process (GO): D-sorbitol catabolic process
Molecular function (GO): L-iditol 2-dehydrogenase (NAD+) activity; zinc ion binding
Source: RefSeq, a predicted model, not a curated record
AUGAGUGAGACGAAUCCGUCAUGCUUCUUGUACGGCCCUGAAGACGCUCGCUUUGCGGAAAGGCCAGUCCCUCAAAUUGAAAAUCCGCAUGAUGUAAUUGUGAAGAUUGCAUACACUGGGGUUUGCGGUAGCGAUGUCCAUUUUUGGACGGAAGGCGGAUUUGCGAGAAAGGUUUCAGGGGAGCAUCCUCUGGUGAUGGGCCAUGAAGCUUCAGGUAUCAUCUACAAAGUCGGCCCAGCAGUUUCAAACCUCAAGCCUGGUGAUCGCGUGGCUAUUGAGCCGGGCUUUUCAUGCAAGAACUGCACUCACUGCAAAUCUGGACGAUACAAUCUCUGCCAGAAGAUGAAGUUCGCCGCAGAUCCGCCAUCCACUCACGGAACGCUUUCUCGAUAUUUCAAGAUCCCAGAGGAUUUCGCAUAUAAGAUUCCCGACUCCAUCAGCUUGGAAGAGGCUGUUCUCGUGGAACCUUUGAGUGUCGCUGUCCAUGGUGUUCGUCUCGCCGAUGUACGGCCUGGCCAGAGAGUCAUGGUCCAAGGAGCGGGGGCAGUGGGUUAUCUCACGGCGGCAGCAGCGUGGGCCUAUGGAGCCAAACAGGUUGUCAUCACCGAUAUCAACGCUACUAAACUUGAGUUUGCAAAGAAAGGUCUUAAAUGUCAAACGUUCAAGCCCCAGUCGAAUUCAACACCUGAACAAGAAGCGGCCAGAUUGAAACAAGAGGCUGGUCUUGAUGAAGGUGCUGACGUUGUCUUGGAAUGCACUGGAGUCGAAUCAUCAGCGCAACUUGGUAUCUUUGCCUUGGGACGCGGAGGUGUUUUUGUCCAAAUUGGACUUGGCAAAGCCAUGCAGACCUUGCCUCUCCAUGCCAUGUGCGAGAGGGAGAUGGUUAUGAAAACCUCGUUUCGAUAUGGUCCUGGGGAUUUCGAAAUUGCUCUUGAGCUUCUUGAGUCAAGAAAAGUCUUGGUUUCAUCUCUGAUCAGUAGCGUUACACCCUUCAAUCAAGCCCCGGAAGCAUGGAAGAAAACUUUGAAAGGAGAAGGAAUCAAGAAUCUGAUUCAAGGGGUCCAGGAUUGA